AUGACUGUGCUCCAGGGCGACAGUGUGGAGAAGACAAAAGCUUCAGUUGUCUGGACAUGCAGUUUGGUCCUUACUCUGUUUGUGGAGGCCUGUCAUGCACAGAAGCUGAAGAUCCAUUGGGGCCCUCAGUCCAUGAUGUAUCUGAAGGGGAAGUAUGGGAAGAGGUUUGUGUUGGAGGAUCACAGUGGCGUCCUGAAGCAGAGUCUACAGAGUUUUUACACACUGCUCAGAGGUAUGCAGGCGCUGCGGUUGCUGAGGUUAAAAAAACGUGAUAACAACAUGAGUUCAGAUAAAGUCCUGGUCCACUGUCUCCAGGAGAGAUGAGUCAGACUGGGAUUGGGUCCAGAAUAACAGACUUCAGCUCACAGCAGUGAACAUGAGCGGUGCUACGUCAGCUGUCCAGCAUGAAAGUUCUAGUUUUCUCAGUGAAAUAUGCUCUAAUUUCUUUUCUGCAUGAGAUGUAUUUGAGUUUGCUGUAUAUAAAACA
Melanotaenia boesemani (Boeseman's rainbowfish) is the source of this 487-nucleotide messenger RNA. Its product is annotated as spexin prohormone 2-like. The transcript is spliced from 5 exons. The record is from RefSeq and is a predicted model, not a curated record. NCBI's taxonomy places the organism in Eukaryota, Metazoa, Chordata, Actinopteri, Atheriniformes, Melanotaeniidae. The coding region runs from base 1 to 324 and encodes 107 amino acids.